Messenger RNA from Meloidogyne enterolobii, 708 nucleotides. The record is from the annotation of a GenBank genome assembly. NCBI's taxonomy places the organism in Eukaryota, Metazoa, Nematoda, Chromadorea, Rhabditida, Meloidogynidae.
AUGGAUCGUCCUUUCCUUCGUUUAGCCCCAAUUAAAGUUGAAAUAGUUCGAUUUGAACCCUUAGCCGUUAUAUUUCGAAAUGUUAUUGGUGAUGGAGAGAUUAAAAUAAUGCAGAAUUUAUCCUUAAAAGAACUACAUAGAUCUAUGUUUGAAGGCAAAAUUUCCAACUUUAGAAUCAGCAAAAUUGCCUGGAUUAACUCAGACACUCAUCCCGUUGUUAAACAAAUAGUUAAUCGUGUAGAAUUAAUGACUAAUUUAAAUAUGAAGUCAGCUGAACCUUUACAAGUGGCAAAUUAUGGAAUUGGCGGACAUUGUGAACACCAUUAUGAUAUUGAUUCUGGAACUUUGAACGAAUAUAGAAUUGCGACAGCUUUAUUUUAUUUAAGUACACCAGAAAAGGGAGGAUAUACAGUUUUUACUGAUUUAAAAACAAUUGCUAAACCAACAAAAAAUGAUGCAAUAUUUUGGUAUAAUUUGUGGAGAAGUGGAGAUGGAGAUUUGAGAACAAUGCAUGCAGCCUGUCCUGUUUUGUUGGGUGAUAAAUGGGCCAUGAAUAGUUUUAUACACGAAAGAGGGCAAGAAUUUAGACGCCCGUGUGGUUUAGAUCCUUCAAUACAAGAACGUUAUGUUGGUGAUUUAGGAGGUCCAGAACCUAAAAAAUAUCCAAAUAUAUCUCCAUAUUGUAAAGAGGGAUUAUAUUGUGAAUGA